ACUUUUAUCAGGCCAUGUUCCAACUUGUGCUGCUAAGUUGUCUUUUAGUUCGGAUACACAGUAUACGAGAUAGCGGCUUUUACUUACUGGAUGAAAACAAGGAGUACACUAACAAUGGACUUCUCAUUGCAGACAAGAUCUCUCAUCAUAUGAUAGGUUCAGUGUGUGAUGACAACUUUGACGACACGGCAGCCACCGUGAUCUGUAGGGAGAUGAAAUUCAACACUUCUAUAUCCUUCGCUUCUGGGUCCAACACGGAGUACACUAGCUGGAGGAUGAAGAAAGACUUUGAUAUCGUACUAGACGACAUUACUUGUGAAGAUCCAGAUUUGCCGUUCUCCAGCUGUUCGAUAGUAACAGAGCACGACUGCCAACACAAGCACGAGCAGGUGUUCCUGUGGUGCGGGUGUACCCCUGGUGAUUAUGUGCGGCCCCAAUAUAAGGGUUGUGCUCCGUGCCCUGAGCAAUCUGUGGGGUCUCAGGAUGACAUCAUGUCUUGUGUUUGUGGGGUGGGGACAGUCUGGGAGUACGAGGCUUGUAACGAAUGUCCAGUAGACACGUACAAAGACGCUGUAGACGAGUCAGCGUGUCAGAGCUGUCCGGAACACUCCACCUCUGAACCAGGAGCCGAGAUCUGUACAUGUGAUGCGAGCUAUUUCUGGAACAACGGGAACUGCUUCAAGUGCCCUGCUCACACUGUUAGUUCUAGGGGCAGCAAGGCACUUAUAGAGUGUAUCAGUUGUCCGAGUGGAAGUUCCCCGAUACACGGCAGUACAGCGUGCAGCUGUGCAGCAGGGCUGUACUGGAACACUACACACUGUACCACGUGUGGUGUUAACACUUACAGUACACAACACUCUACUGCCUGCUCUCAGUGCCCGCAGAACACUGUGUCUGAAGCUGGAUCAGCACACUGUACGUACUGCCCACAAGGUCAUGUUUGGCAGGACUACUCCUGUGUUAGCUGUCAGGACCUGGAUCACGACUCCUGUCCGAGAUGUCCUCCAGGGUACAGCAUCACUCCAGGUAACAUGUGUAUAGAAGACAGGGUGCCCGGACCCGAGAAACACAAGGCUGCUGCUAAGAACUGGUCCACAAUAGUGCUGGGAAUUGCACUUGUUGUGUUAUUAGCAUUCGUUAUUAUUCUAGUCUUCAUGUUGUUUAGAAACAGGAGACGAAGUCCCCCUAAGUCAGCAGCCCCGCUAGUUCCCUACCAUGUAGUACGAGAGUCUGAGUCCUACUCUCCCUACGAGGAACCAAUCUACGAGCGGCCUAAUGCACCUGAUCAAAAUGUCAUAUACGACGAUCCACGAGCAGUGCAGUACGUAGAACCAGAUGCAGAUCCAAUGUAUGUGCAGAGUGAUAGGGGGGAAGUGACUGAAUAUGUGCAGGCAGAGACAUGUGGUGAGCCGGGGUAUUCUGUGUUCUGUGGUAAUGCACAGGAACCUCAAGGGAACGGCUUUACUGACAUAGAUAAUAUCUAUGACAACAUUUGAGAGCAAUGGCGAGGAGGGGAUUUUUAAUUUUAACUUGAACGUUUUUAUUUUUAUCGCAAGGCGAAAUUACUUUUGUAUUAUUGUGUAAAUUUUUUGUGUUUGAAUGUUUGUUUUUAUCUUAUGUGUAAAACUGUUGAGGUUUUGUAGCUUUUAAAAGAAUGUUUUAAUGCAUGAAUAAAACCCAAGAAUUAAACUUUCAGGUCAGAAUAUUUAAGGUUUACUAGACGCAAACUCAAAUUCAUCGUGAUUGACUACACAUAACUC
This is a messenger RNA of Bolinopsis microptera, 1760 nucleotides long. Its product is annotated as furin-like protease 2. The record is from RefSeq and is a predicted model, not a curated record. The transcript is spliced from 8 exons. Gene Ontology annotation, cellular component: membrane. NCBI's taxonomy places the organism in Eukaryota, Metazoa, Ctenophora, Tentaculata, Lobata, Bolinopsidae. Bases 15 to 1496 code for a protein of 493 amino acids.